This is a messenger RNA of Conger conger (European conger), 2165 nucleotides long. It is a transcript of the gene fsip1, whose product is annotated as fibrous sheath interacting protein 1. Lineage: Eukaryota; Metazoa; Chordata; Actinopteri; Anguilliformes; Congridae. The coding region runs from base 224 to 1690 and encodes 488 amino acids. The transcript is spliced from 11 exons. The record is from RefSeq and is a predicted model, not a curated record.
CAAAGUAAAGCUGACAGUUUGCACUGUAACAUUCACGGUUCCAAAGACAGAGUCAAAACAAAACAGUGUGUGUAACUUAAACGCCUCAAUGACCAAUAAAGCUGGAUUGAGUUUGUAUAGCAACCAAAUCCGGGCAUUUCAAUGUUCCUAGAUACCAGUUUGAUGUAUAUCGGGACCGGCUGAAACUAAAUAUCAACAAAGCAGGUUCUCUGAAAAGAUUUCAAUGGACAUCACGAAGGGCAGUCUCGAUAGUAUCUCGCGUCCUGCAUCCAGCGAGCGUUCUCGCCCCGGGAGCCGAGUCUCAAGUGUAUCGCUGUUAGAAAGGAGGGUCAAUCACGCCAUCAAUGGCUCUUUGGUUGUCCUAAACCCAGAUAUCCCAGAAACACAGGACCGGAUGGGUACACCAGAAAAUAGCUGUUUCUCAAAGUCUUCUGAAGACCUGCUUGACAGCAUAUUGGAUUUCGAACUCACUGAAGCGACCACUGCCCAAGCAGAGGACGUUGUGGAGUCAACUCUACCUGACAACACCUCCCUUUAUACUGAAUCUGAUGAGGAUACUGAAGAUCCAGAGGUUAAGAAAGCCAUCCAUAAAAUGAGGAAGUUGGACAAAAUAUUGGCUCUGAGGAUCUCUAAGGAAAUGGAAAUCAAGAAGCAAGGAAGGGAACUCCAACAAAAAAUAUGGGAAGAAUUACUGGAGCUGAAGCCUAAAGAAGCACCAGAACGCCCUGAGGAAGCUGAAAAUACAAGGCUGUUUUUGGCUCUGUCCUCCAGCACAUUUCCCUCCAGUGGGGAGGUGGAUUAUCAUCCAGUGUUCGACACCCAGGUUCCAGACGAUCAGUGUGACUGGGAUGCCAAUUGCAGGAGGGACAGUGGGCGUGACUGGUUUUCAGGUGAAUCGGACCACAGCGAAGCGGCAGAUUCCCCCAAAGUGGCUCACGAGGCGAGGGUGGCAGAUCAGGCAGAGGGCAGACAAUGCCGGGUUGGUGGAGGCAAGAAGAAACAAGACUUUGUGAAGAAAAACAUUGAGCUGGCGAGGGAUGCCGGGAGCCAGGUGCUGAUGACGGACGCGGAGAAGGCGAGGCUGGAGGAGCUCCUGCGGGAUCUGGACGGCGGGGAUGAGGAGGAGCAGGAAGACCCCUAUCUGUCGGCUGUGCUGACAUCUACAGGAGAGGGCUACGCCCCUGAGCCCGCUGAACUGGACCAGCUCCUUCAUAUUGACUCCAGACUGCAGCUUCUUCUUCCUGUGGAGGACUUCCUGUCUCUGCGCAGCCAAUACCGUGCCCACAGCUUGCCUGAGGGCCCCAGGGCUGGCUGGGACGCCGAAGGGGACAGGCUGCCAGGAGAGAAGGUUCUCCAGGACAUGAGGGUGACUCGAGAGCAAGAGACCAGACUGAGGGAGAUUGAGCAGCAGCUGGAACAGGACCAGAUCGGCAUGUGUGGAAGGCCCGUGCUGUCAGAGGGGCAGCUGAGCAGCCUGUUGGAGGACUGUGUGCUGGCCUUGAGCAGGAUGCCCUCCGUGCUGUCUGGCUGUGGGGCCCAGUCUCCCGCGGCUUUGCUGGAUGAUCCGGGCAGCCCCUGCGCCCUCCUGGACAGCGCGCCUCGCCUCUCGGACUCUGUGCUCUCCGAGCUGCUGAGAAGCGCCCGCAGUCUGCAGUCGCCGCCGCUAGGAAACCACACGCCAUGUGGGUGAUCAGGUUACAUGACCCGCAAGAACAAAGCACACUUCCCUAUCUCUGUCCAAAAUUGAAUGCUGUUUUCCGGAUGUGAAAAUAAUGUGCUAACACAUCCCGGAUGUCACACUACAUUUGGUGAAAUAUCAUAGUGCAUGAACACUGGACACUAUGCUGGCACGAUUAUCCCACCGGGCAUUGCGCUAGGACACAUGUUUAAACCACAAUGUACAAUAUUACCUUUAAAUAUGUUUAGCAGAGCAUAGUUGAAAUGGAUAUAUUUAAUUUUUAAAUCUUGUUUCUGUUGUCUUUAAAGUCACAUCAACUAGCUUCUGAAAUCAAUGCGCACUGUGCUUGUAAACCCAUAUCCAUGUCUCUCUCUCACACACAUGCUGUACCUGUAAACCUGUGAACACAUGCACGUGUGUGCACACAAAAACAAUCACAAGAUCGUUUGAUAUCUUGUGAAAAUCUGAUCGUCUGUAUCAAACUCUU